This is a messenger RNA of Tuber aestivum (summer truffle), 3422 nucleotides long. The record is from the annotation of a GenBank genome assembly. Lineage: Eukaryota; Fungi; Ascomycota; Pezizomycetes; Pezizales; Tuberaceae.
GCUAGGGAAUUUUUGUCCUCAAUAGCGGAGUCUUAUGCGCUCUUUGCUUACCUCUUUUCUUUUGUUUGUGUCUAGGCCGUAGGCGUGGCAUUUACGAAAGGAUUUUUGGUAAUGCAGAUUUUCUGUCUGGCGGGGAGAUGCCGUAUGUAUUGGUACAAGUGCUCGUAGAUGACGCCUUUGUAGGGGUGGAUUACGUCAGUAACGCCGGCUUUGUUUUCUGCUAUGCUGCUGGUGCGGUACGUACCGGUACUGGCACUACGAGUAUGUUGGCUACCUAACGCUUUGCUGGCUUUCUGUCGUGCUCGUCUACUCGUACCAUGGCUGAACCAUCUCACAUCGACCGUUAAUUUCGUGCUCACUUUCUCGGCGUGUAUCCCACCUAUCGUACCAUGAUCCUCCCGAAUUCCUUCCAGGGCUCAAAUCUGCGGCUCCCCCUUUAAUGACAUUGGGACUUGGGCAAAAGCGCGGGAGACCUUUCAACCGAAGAAUUCUUGUUCGCUAGGGCUAGGUGUCUGAAAGAUCUGCCCUCUUUGGAGGAGGUCUGGAAUUGUUGAACGUCAUUCGCCAUUGAUACGAUAGCUUACUGUACAGUGAAUUCCCAACAGCCAGGUCCCUCAGACCUCUUUCUCUAUUGCCCUGUGGACCCCUCGGGGCCCGUUCCCGUGGCGAUACUGACGCGGAAUAGGCUUUAUUAGCCCACGCUGCACCCUUCCUCUCUCCAUACCGGCCUUUCACUUCACCUUCCGAGUCAAUUGACGUGACUAUACAGCAACAAACACGAGAAUGGAAAAAGUUGUGGACAAGAUUGCUGCUCUCCCUCCGGGUGAGCCGUACCAUAGUCUUGAGUUUUUCCCUCCGAAAACUUCAAUGGUGACCCCACACACAUGACACGCGGGGGGGAGAAGGGGAGCUAACGUGAAUUUUCACAGGGAUUUCAAAACUUACAAGCCCGUCUGGAGCGUAUGGCUCAUGCUCUUCGACCCCUCUUCGUCAACGUUACCUGGGGAGCUGGAGGCUCAACCGCCACCAAGUCCCUUCAGCUUGCCGAGAUAUGUCAACGGCAGCUCGGCCUCACCACGGUGCUACAUCUGACAUGCACGAACAUGUCCCAAGUCGUUCUGGACGAAACGCUGGAAACGGCAAAGGAGAUUGGGAUUCGUAACAUUCUUGCUUUGCGGGGUGAUCCACCAAGAAGCGGUGACUAUCAUGACACUCCGUGUGACGGGACUUCCAAUGGUGUUGGGAAUGAGUUCGAGUACGCCAUUGAUCUGGUCAGAUACAUACGAGAGAAAUACGGUGAUUAUUUCUGCAUAGGAGUGGCCGCUUAUCCCGAGGGCCAUGUUGAGGGGGCUUGCCCUGAGAAACAGGAUCCACUGUUUGAUCUACCCUUCCUGGUUGAGAAGGUCAAGGCCGGUGCGGACUUCAUAAUGACUCAGUUGUUCUACGAUGCGGAAAAGUAUAUCUGGUUUGAGAGGCUGCUAAGGGAGGAACCUUCGGGGGUGCUCUCCGAGCUUCCGGUGAUUCCGGGGUUGAUGCCUAUACAGAGCUAUUCGAUGCUGAAACGGAUUACUAAGCUCAGCGGAGCUUCCUUGCCCGCAGGUAUUCUACGAAGGUUGGAUGAUGUCAAAGGAGAUGACGAGGCGGUUAAGCAGGUGGGGAUUGAUAUAGUCUCGGAGAUCAUCGAGGGGAUUAAGGUUGCGAACCUGAGCGGCCCAAGAGGGUUCCACUUCUACACAUUGAAUCUUGAGAAAGCUGUCUCCUUUAUUAUCGAACGAACAAACCUUAUCCCACCGCCCGAUGAGCCCGUCCUCGAGGAAAUUGAAGGCCCGGUUGUGAAUGGAGCGAGCUUGAGAAGGGAUAGGAGAACUUCUUCCGUAACAUCGGAUCCUCAUAAUCGUGUGAUUGUUGAUGACUCCAGUUCUCUACAAUCGCCGAGGCUGGCAAACGCACUCGAAGCUGGCUUUCUGAAACCACCUGAGCAGUCUCGUCCGCCGGAGGUAGCGUUGGCGAUCUCUGAAGGUGAGGGUGCUUUGGGCAGAGAGGCAACUUGGGACGACUAUCCGAACGGCCGUUUUGGCGAUGCGAGGUCUCCGGCCUUUGGCGAAAUUGAUGGUUAUGGGCCGUCGCUUCACUUGUCGCAAUCUCAGGCAAUCAAACUUUGGUCAUACCCGGUUACCAAGCGGGAUGUAUCCGACAUCUUUGUCCGACAUAUCAGGGGUGAACUGGAGGCUAUUCCGUGGAGUGAACAAGGUUUGAGUGUGGAGAGCGGGAUCAUUGCGGACUAUUUGGUUAGGCUGAACCAGAAGGGGUUCUGGACUGUGGCAUCCCAGCCAGCCAUCAAUAGUGUUAAAAGCACUGAUGAAGUUUUUGGUUGGGGGCCGAAGGGGGGUUUUGUGUUUCAAAAGGCCUUUGUCGAGUUCUUCUGCUCGCCGGACGAUUGGGGAGUAUUGGGGGCAAAGUUAGGGGGGGUUGAGGAUAUCUCCUACUAUGCUGCGAACAAAAAUGUAAGUCAUUUCUCUCCUGGACCCGGCGAUUUAUUUCUCAGUACUAACGGUCCCGUCCAGGGAGAUUAUGCUGCGAGCGUGCCCCUAGGCGAUAGCGCUAUGCAUGCAGUUACGUGGGGUGUCUUCCCAGGAAAGGAGUACAAAGAGUUCCCCCACCAUUCAUAGUUACUCCCAAUAGCAUGCCCGGCUAACCACCAAUCACUGCUCUAUCAUUCGCAUAGAAUCGUAGCACCAACCAUAAUCGAAGAGGUUUCCUUUAGAGCUUGGAAGGUUGUUGAAACCCCACGCACGAGUUUUCUGGAUUUUUCCGCGGAAACUGACAAGCUUGUGCAAACAGGAAGAAGCUUUCACUAUCUGGAAGGAGUGGGCGAGGGUGUACCCGCCCAGAUCUGCGUCAUCGAAGUUGAUGAUGGAAAUUGCCGAGACGUAUUACUUGGUUAAUAUUAUUCAUCAUGGGUACAUGGAUUCGGAAUUCCUGUGGAAGCUCUUAGAGGUGUAAGGGAUUUAUGUUGGCCAGCUUUCGCUGGGGAUUGGGACCUUUUUUUUUCUAUAUUUCCAUAGCGACGGGUGGUCUAAGUUAUGUGGAGAGGGAGAGGGGGGGGGGGGAGAGUGGUGUUUCCCCAAGCGAGGACUACUUGUACAAUUAUGCGGUUAUGGUACUGGUAGUAGUUAAUGAUAUCUCGCUGGGGUGCAAUUAACGUUUGUGGGUUGGGGGCGACUUGCCGCGUCCCGGAACUGUGGGUUAAUCUUGUUUACGAGUACUUCCUACAACACUCAGCGAGCCAGUGGUCAGCGCUUGCCAGGUCCCCGAACCGUGUUUUAUCCCGUUUACCUGCUACCCACACACACUCGAUGAGCCGGUUAGGUAGUUGGACUGGUCGUUGCAGGAAGGUGAUUAUCAAUGAUUUUCGUUCACCU